CUCAUUGAGAAGAAUUCGUGCACGUGCAUAAACAUAAAACCCUUCCCAGAGCAGCGUGUCCCCACAUGAGACUCCAUUUAGAUACUUGGUAACACAGAUGCUGAGUAGACUUCCUGCAUUAUGUCAACAAAGACUUCCGAAGAGUGAUACGUCUUGAAUUGGGGCUGAAAGAGGAUGGCAAUGUGGAUUGACAGUGAAAAGAGUAGGUGUUAAUAUAAAGGAUAGUAUGAUCCUAUAAUUAUACCAAGGAGGAGUUCGACUUCAGGAGCUGAUAUUCAAUAUUCUGCAUUUAGUAAUUGCAGUAAUUACAAGUAGUUACUCCGAGUUUACCUCAUGAGGACAGGCUUAGAGGUUUUCUUAUGAUUUUCACUGUGAUAUGACAGUUUUCAAAUACCAUAAUGAUCUGUCUCACAAAACUGGAAUGGAUUCCAAAGCCUGCUUGGUGAGCACCAUUUAUUGACAGUGUCCCAGGACGUAGGUGUGUGGUGAUUGGGAUUUAGGGUAAGCUGUCCCUUUUCUUCCUUUUUUCUUUUCUUUGCAGUGCUGGUGAUGGAACAUGCUGAGCUACAGCCCCAGCCCUGCUUGUUUCUCUUUGGCUUGACUAGAUGGAAGAAAGAACUCUUGCUGUCAAGAAAGCAAAAGCUGCAGACUGCUGUGCAGUCUCAUGACCUGUCUGCAUUCCCCCAUCCCCUGCGACUGUCAGUCAUUGUUCAUCCCGAGGAUGGGGACUCCUUCUCGCAGUUUCGGUUUGCUGAGGAGAAGGAAUGGGAUGGUGAGACUUCAUGUCCAAAGCAGAAUUCUGCAUUUUAUGUGGAUAGUGAGUCACUGGUUCGAGCCCUACAAGAACUGCCUCUCUCACUGAAACUCAAUGUUGCUGCUGACUUGAUCCAGGUCACAGUUCCUUUAGAGCUUCCUCAGGUGAAACCAAAGAGAAAUGAUGACAGCAAGGGACUAGGAAUGCAAUCAAGGGUACCCUUCUCUGAGCUAAGAUCUGCUGCUGGCUUUCCUGAGUCCCUUGGCAAAGAUGGCUCAAGACUGGGUCUUUCGGGGCUUUCUCAGAAAUCCACUCCCCGAUUGCAGUCAGCCACAGACCAUUUGGAAGAGGAACUAGAUCUGUUGUUGGAUUUAGAUGCGCCUGUGGAAGAGGAAGAUAGCGUGCUACCAGACCAGACAUCUCAGGACCUCGAAUCUGAGAAAGAUGGGCAGGUGACCCCAGAGGAAAAAGUUCCUGCAGAGCCAUCUGUGACUGAGGAAAAGAAUGCAGGACCUGAGCAGCCAAGUACAUCAAAAAAUGUUACUGAGAAAGAGCUGGAGGACUGGCUGGACAGCAUGAUUGCCUAAAGCAAAGUGUGGUUACCUUCUAAGGGCAAAGGUGGGCGCAGGGCCAGCCCAGGCCUAGCUCUAUGUGACAGCAUCAGGAGGAGCACACUUGCGAAGCUCGUUGUGUUCUGGGGAUGUCACAUCCACCUUUCAGAGUUUACAGCAUGGUGGGUGCUGCUUAGUAAGGGAAUAGAUGCAACCACCAAGGCAUGCAUUUGGUCAAAUAAACACCUUCUGGUCUAUGGAUUGAUUC
This is a messenger RNA of Castor canadensis (American beaver), 1573 nucleotides long. The record is from RefSeq and is a predicted model, not a curated record. NCBI's taxonomy places the organism in Eukaryota, Metazoa, Chordata, Mammalia, Rodentia, Castoridae.